CACUAUUAAAGUAUUUAAGAUAUAUUGUUCUGAACUGUUUUCUAUUAAGGAAUGUUGAUUGCCUAACAUUUAAUAUUCCACAGGUAUUUUGUCAGCUCACAGAAAAACAAUUUGAUAAGCAUUCACUAUCGGCUGUUAUCUUAUCGAAAAGACUGAAUAAUGUCUUAGUUAUGAAUUGACUUCCAAUCCGUAUAUACACCCAAGUGAUGUCAAUGAUGUUGGGCCUAGUGUGUUACAAUAGUGUUAGUUAGUGAUGAAUCAAAAUGAAUGAUAUAAAUCUUAAAAUUAAACAAUGGCGAAGGCCAAUAGAUGAUGAUACAAGAAGUGAUUCUGGGACUAUUGACGUGGAAGAGUUCCGUAAUUUAUUACGUAACGAUAUGAUCGAGGCCGACUGUGAUUUGAAUCGAUUAAAAGAACACUUCUCAAAAGUUAAAACACGCAGAACCUUCAGUGUUUCAAUGAUAGAGCCCGCUUUAUUAUCUGGAGACUGUGUACAGACUAAAAACUUGGAAGUACAAAUGAAGCAAAACGGGUAUAGGGUAUUGUGCAGUGCACCGCAUCGCUGUCGUCUCGGUCGCUGUUGACGUGACGUCGCGAGUGGAGACCCGCCACGGGCACGCAGUGAGGCGAGUCGAGUGCAUUUCAACAUGCAGGAGGGACAGAGGCAGGCGGGCCCCCACCCUGCCCCUCGCCGUCAUCGGCUCGCGCGCCAGUCCGCCGUUGUGCGUUCCUCGCGGCGCAGGCACUCAGCUAUGAUUGUCUCGUAAUCACAGUUCAUAAAUACCGGCUUCGCGUGUGUCUUUGUUGGUGCUUAAAAAGUGUUUUGUGACAGUUUGAAGAUGUUACGCAUGUGACAUGGCGAAGUGUAGUUGAUAUGUCUCUGAGCGCGCCCGCUCAGGCGGUGCGCGGGACUAGGACCAUCAGCCUAGACCAACUAGAUUUCCAGGAGAGAAGGCAAAUGAUCGCAAGCUCUUUGUCGCUCACUGACUUCUUACACGUGGGAGCGAAGGAAGUUGCAGCUGUAGCCGCCAAGAAACAGAAUGGUUCGACAGUGCGUACGAACAGCCUUGGCUCGGGUGCGCGGACGCCACCUGUCGAGAGAACCAAGUCUAAGUUCUCCGCGUUUGGUAGACUCUUCAAACCGUGGAAGUGGAAACGAAAAAAGAAGUCAGAGAAAUUCGAAGCGGCUUCUAGAACGUUAGAGAGAAAGAUAUCCGUCCGAGCAAAUAGAGAUGAACUAGUGCAGAAAGGUAUCCUCUUGCCAGAGAGCCCAGUAACGCCGGUUGCAGAAGCUAGUGAGGAGUCAUCACCGACGUACGAGGAAGGUCGUAACGAGCCGACCAACCCCGGCCCCGACCGCAACCUGGUGAGCAUGCACGCGGCGCUGCAGGCGCAGCUCGCGUCGCAGCUCGCUCAGCAACAGGCGGCACUCGCAGCUGCAGUAGCAGCCGCAGCUGCGGCACACCAUCAUCACCAGAACAAUAAUGUCAUUGAACCAAAGAAAGACAAAUUGGAAAAUGGUGGAGAGCUGGUGAGACCUGAACGACCCAAUUCCUUGACGGCAGCCGGGAAGCUCCCACGGCGAAUAUGCUAUCAAGGAGACGUUGUAGGUGGGUACGGGGCAUCCGGCGGCGAGGGCGGCGACGGCGGCGACGAACCCCUGGUGCUGUCAGAAUUACCGGAGCCGCCCAUCGCCUUAUCGGAGAUCGGACCCAUUCCGCCGCCGCCCAUGUUCAGCUCGCCGAGCCCCACCCGCCAUCAUCAGCACCAACACCAACACCCUACAAUACAGCUUCCUCUGUCUGACUCCGAAGAGGAGGAUGAACACGAGGACGAGGACACCCCACUACCAAUGACGGACGCAGCCCGCGUAGAAGAGAUCCCGCCCAAGGAGCCCAGCUUCAACGCGGUGCCGCUCAAGUCGGCGCUGAAGAAGCGGCCCGCGCCCUCCGCCUCACCUGCAGCCACGCCCCUCGCUACGCCCCUGGCGCCCCGACAGGACCACCACCACGCCAGCUUCAACAGUCGGCCGGUGCGUGUAGGUAACGCAGUGGAAAACAAGGAGAACGCUCGCCCCUGGGAAGGGGAGUAUCGUGAUGACUACGCUACUGAAUCAGAGCGAGUUGCCGCCAAACUCGCCCGAAAGGAAAGUCUCAAUAUCAAGCUGGCGCUUCGACCCGACAGGCAGGAGCUUAUCAACAGGAACAUUUUGGUGGUGCAGAGCGAACACGAGCGCCAGGAGUCGUGGGAGGCGAUAGGCGCGCGCCUCAUACGCCGGCUGUCCAUGCGGCCCACCGCCGAGGAACUAGUCGAGAGGAACAUACUCAAAAGUCAAUCCCCCGCCGAGGAGAAGAAACAGAAAGAAGAAAAGAAGAGGUAUCUUUUACGCAAACUUAGUUUUCGGCCGACGGUCGACGAACUAAAGGAAAAGAAGAUUAUUAGGUUCAGUGACUACAUUGAAGUUACGCAGGCGCACGACUAUGACCGGCGCGCGGACAAGCCAUGGACGCGGUUGACGCCACGCGACAAGGCGGCCAUACGCCGCGAGCUCAACGAGUUCAAGAGCUCCGAGAUGGCUGUGCACGAGGACAGCAAGCACCUUACUAGGUUCCAUAGACCAUGACGGCUGUGCGUGAAAGGCGGGGGUGCGGCGGUGAGGGCGGCGGGCGCGUGAAGUAUACGCACGCAUCCGAACCACCGCCCGACGCAGCGGUAAAGUGUUGAAUAUUCUAAACGACUUCACACCACACCUGUACCACUAACACUCACUGUACACUGUUGCCGCGCUCUGCUCGUGUCCUCUUACAAUUUUACUUGUAUCGUAGUUAUUGCCGAGUACAAUUUUAUUAUUAUUAUUAUUACUACAUAAUUAUUAUUAUUAAUAAAUCGUUUAUGUUAAGUUGACGUUUUCUAAGCGUACCUAUACAUUCUUUGAAUUGACCUUUGCGAAAGGUUAGUGAUACUGAUUAUUGUGGUGGAGAUUAUGCGCUUGGAUGCUCGGUGAACUGUGAGAUUUACGAGUGAAUCAUUUUGAUAUUUGGGACGUAUCCGAUUUAGGGCUCUGUGUAGUCUUGUGAUUUUUAUAUUAUAUUGCUAGCUUUUAGCUUCAUAGUCGUGUUAAGCUAGAUUUCGAUUCGAGAAAAUAUUUAUUUAUUUUUAUUAUUAUAAAUUUGAUGUUGUUACGGUCACAAUUUCGAUAUUUUUAAAAAUAAUUUCCACAAUUUUUUGAUUAUUUUUAAUGUUAGCGGCGUACAGCGAUCGUUGCCCUUAGUUUGCACUAUUAAGGGGUUGUUUGUUAAUUAGCCUCGGCCGCAUCGGUCAGUGCGAGAUACUACCAAUGAUUUUCAUUCCUGUUUCGUCACUUAACUGUGAAACUAUUGUUCAACUGUCCGGGUGUGUAACCUUUGUAUGUUGAUAGAUGCAGAGAUAUAGGUGUCAUAUUGGAUAUGGAAACGAAAUGUUGUACAAUCGACUCUUUACGUUAUUUCUUCUAAAUUGUCUUAGAAGUGCUUCCAAUGCUGUGCAACAUAACAAUAAAUGAUUUGUACAGGACUCGGUUCCUAUGUAACAUAAGUUGUUUAAUAGCGUUCUUGUAGUUAUUGAAUAACUGUAUUGCAUGUCUGUUAGUUAAUUCAAUAUUAUUGGGAAAUAAAUAUGUAGUUUAAACUUGGGAAUUCUUCAAUAUUUCUAUUUCGUUUUAGUACUAAUAUUUCACCUACUAUCACUAUCUCAACGAAAAAAUAUAUAUAUAUACUGUAUUAGUAAAAUUUUAAAAGAUUUUUGGUAAAAGUAGUAAGAUUUCAUAUUACGCUUCAUAAAUUGUAUUCGAGAUACGUGUAUAAUUAAUUAAUUGUAUGCAAUAAUAUUAUCAAAUUAUUUUGUUAUAGUAACUGUAAUCUUCUCAUAAUGCGAGGUAAAGUGUAUUCAAGAUGUAAUAGUUUACGUUAUUGAGAUUAUUUAAUUAAGACACUUGGUCCAGUAAGUGGGAUUUCUAGCUUACAGGGAAGAAUCAGUGUUGGGCGAAUGAGUCGUAUUUUGUAAUGGGACGUAUAUUUGACACACUGACGCAGCUCAAUGGCGGACGAGGCGUAGAUAGGUUAUAUAGUGUCCAUCCUGACGACGCAGGUUAAAGAGUGUCCAUCCUGACGACGCGAGCAACCUCGGUGGGAACAACUUGUUAGUCGACUUGUCACUCUAGCUUAGGUGUAAGCUAUACAAUGUGUAACGAACUAUUCCGCUGUGUAACAACUUAACGAAUGAUCGAAUGACGUUAUGAAUAAAAUUGUAGUCGUUAUAUUAUAAAGUUAUGCCGUUUGAGAUUACAUGCCAUCACUUUAUAAGGAAACUCCUUAACUCACUUUGUAGAUAUUUUACAGUGAACUUUUUGGGAAUACGAAAGCCUUAGUCUUGAUAUCGUCAGUCAUUGCUCAUGUGAAAGAGUUCUCAAGUUGCAUUUGAACAGGGGAAUAUAUUUUUAUUUCGAAUAUUUAAACAUCUUUCAUUGGACAUCAUGGAGUUACGAGGUUUGUUUAUGAAAGUGACUGUACGGUAUGUAUGAGUGGUGACAAUGGUAUAUUUUUUUUCUCAUUAUGAAGACCAUCGUAAUUUAGGUCGACUUGAUAGUAUAUCGAGCAAUAAUAAUAAUGCUAUCUAUCGGUCUGUUUCAAUUGUUUAAAAAUUUUAAUGUUGAGAUUUUUUUACAUAAUUGUAUAGUUAGUUUACAACGUAGUGUAACUUAAUAGAUAGGGAUCAGUUUAAUAAAUCAUUUUUAUAAAGCGAUAUAAUAAUUAUUGUUCAGUAGCGGUGCCAUUACUCGUGACGUGUUCGAAACUCGAUCAAAUAACUAACACAGUUCUUGUUGGAAGCGAUAUCUUUUAGAUUAUGAUACUGUUGUAAGAAAAGCACUACAUAGUCAAGGACUGAAGUCAAUUUAAGAACACAGACUAUGUAAUAUUUUACUAAUGGGCAUAAAGAUAGAUUGUCAUAAUUUGCACUGUCAUCAUGUUAUUCGCAUUUGUAAUAAUACCAUCCAACAUGAUACUAACUCAAAUAUGAAUACAUUGCAAGGUUACGACAGCGAGCUACAAAAUGUUUAUACUUACAAUGGUUACUCUUGAAACCAUUCCAAUAAAGUUGAAAGAGAAAGCCAAAAUGAUGACUUAUUUUUCUAAAAUAUUUUGUUAGAUUUGCAAUAAAAUGUAAGGUAACACGUAGAUGUUUAUCGAUAUAUAAAUAAAUAAUAAUUAAGACAUUCAGAUUCCCAAAGAUCUAAGGCUCAACUAAAUUCUUUUAGCUAGCUUACAUAUUGCCGUUGUUGACGUAUCUAUUUGUAUAUUGCGAAAUGUUACAUAUUGGCUGAAUAUUAGUUCUUCUUAAGUGUGUUUUGAUGUACCUAAACAAUAGUCUCUUCAAAUAUUACAGGCAUCACAAUAUAACAGUGUAUAUAUAACAUAAUAUUUUACCAAUAAAAUGUGAUACGAUGUUUCUUACUUUAAUAACUUUAAUUUUACUAAGUUUGUUUUUACUGCUUACGAGUAUGUUAAACGAUCAUCAUCGCUCACGGUUUCAAUUUAUUAGAGAGACUUGCACAACUUUGAUAUGUAUUGUUGCUGAAUUAAUUAUGUAAAAUAAAUAAAAUACUACUUUCAAACGAACCAAACGCUAACCCCUGAAAAUAAUUUCUAUCAGGGCAUUGUAAAACGUAUCUGUCUGUUUUUCCAAUGGGGAUCCCACCGGCGAUUUCUCGCGAUAAGGCGAUACGUCGACACGACCAUUGUUAAAUGUCAUUCGCAUACAUAUUCUAACCUCAUACUAUUGAUAUUGGAAAAAUCACUCGACAAGCCUUUAUGCACAGUUGUUGGAUGUAAAAAAGUGGUGUAGAUUUGUUCCCAACGGAUGCAGCAUUAAGAAAAAAGUGGGAACAGCCAGUGACGUAAAAAUUUGUUGCAACUAAUACCCAAUUCCAUGUCGAAUACAUUAUAAUAAUAUGUGAAUAAUCAGUAGACAUUUUUUUCGUACUGCAUAGGGGCCGCGUGGUGGGUCAUGGCCCAAUCUCCCUAUUCCAUCCAUAGGGAAGGCCUGUGCCCCAGCAGUGGGGACAUUAAUAGGCUGAUGAUGAUGAUGAUGAAGUAGAAAUUUAAAAAAUAACACAUCACCAAACACUCGCAAUGCAUAACAGCGGUCGAGUCGCCACUGGCGCCAUCUCCUUUACGUUUUGUGCCUGGCACCCCAUUGAUUGAAUCACAAGAUAGUAUAACGGUGGCAAGUUAAUUUUUCUUAAUCAAAUAUAUUUAACAAUUUAGAUCAACCGCUGAGCAAGUCACGCUUAAUGAUGCUCAAUUAGCAACAGUACAAUGUUGUUAUCGUGUAGUCCACGGGAAAUUUAUACUAUGCUACUAUAUUGUAAACAAGCGUACGUUUAAUUGAUAACCAUACUUGAAUGAUCAAUAAUUGAAUAGACUCGUUUCGUUAAAAAUAAUUAUUACGAAGAAUCAAUAAACUGACGAUUGAGCAGAAUAAUUUUUAAUAAGGUUUUCUCGUUAUUUUGGAUAGAUUUAUUAUAUAUUAUUUGUGAACUGCGUUUAUAUUAUUUAUGUACGAGGUUACAUAUUAUUAUUACCGAGAAGACGUAUUUAAGUUACACGGCAACAGAAUCUAAUGUGAUUAGUAUGUUUCUAAAGCAAUUAUAUCGAUAAACAUGAUUUUUAUUGAUGUCUGUAUAUAAUUUUAAUAUCAUGUACAUUUGUGGAAUCUCUUUUAUUUCCAUUGAUAUCGUGCGUAUCGUUUGUGCUAUUACAUUAAAAUAUAAUAAUUGCUAUCUUCAGUAAACUGUAUACUGUUGCUUUUAUUUUGAAUAUUGUGUAAAUUAUUAAUGACAUACUGUAAUGAGUAUAUUUACUGAUAGCCAUAAAGUAACUUGUUUUAUAUAAGAUAAGUUUGUAAAUACCAUGAUUAUACAUUAAGUUUUAUACUUGAUUGUGUUUGUUUUAUCUCCAUAUCCUUUCUAUCAUAAAAUACAAUGGAGUCUGUUGCAGUAAUCUUUAUCUGUUAUGAGUAUACUCAAGAAGUUCUUUAUUUGCAGGAUAAUUUUAACUAGCUGUGACAAAUUCUUGUUCAUAUAAACUUUAUUGAGGACCAUUGUAUCGUGAAGUCAUAUGUCGAUGAUGGACAAGAGCUAUUUACAUUAUCUCAACCAAUUCUAUCAAUUAUAUCAAAUAUAAAAGCUCAAUUCUGUACAGAUGAUUUUUCUGUGAAAA
Molecule: messenger RNA, 7256 nt
Organism: Chilo suppressalis (striped riceborer)
Lineage: Eukaryota; Metazoa; Arthropoda; Insecta; Lepidoptera; Crambidae
Source: the annotation of a GenBank genome assembly